Molecule: messenger RNA, 1086 nt
Organism: Hyphopichia burtonii NRRL Y-1933
Lineage: Eukaryota; Fungi; Ascomycota; Pichiomycetes; Serinales; Debaryomycetaceae
Gene: MRF1
Product: Mrf1p
Exons: 1
Coding region: 1-1086 (361 amino acids)
Biological process (GO): fatty acid metabolic process
Cellular component (GO): mitochondrion
Molecular function (GO): trans-2-enoyl-CoA reductase (NADPH) activity
Source: RefSeq, a predicted model, not a curated record
AUGUCUAUUCAAGCAAGUGCUGUUACAUAUACUAAGGCAGGCCCAGACUUGGCCAAGGUGUUGACUAAUACCAAGUUCGAUAUUGAUUUAAGCAAGAUCAAGCCAACCCAGGUGGUGGUGAAGGCAUUGGGGACUCCGAUAAAUCCAUCGGACGUAGUUCAAGUAUUGGGAGUCUACCCAUCACCACCUAAAUUUCAGCAAUUGGGUAAUGAUUCUGAUGUGAAGUACGCCAUAGGUGGGAACGAAGGGGUUUUCAAGGUUGUUGCUGUUGGUAAUGAUGUUGCUGAUUAUAAAGUUGGAGAUUGGGUGAUUCCUAAGUUGCCUAGUUUUGGAACUUGGAGAACCCAUGCAAUUGCUGAUGUUACUGAGGAUCCAUUCAUUAAAGUAUCAAGUGACGAUGAUUCUGCGAUUGAUUUGAAUGAAGCUGCCACCAUUUCAAUCAAUCCAAGUACUGCUUUUCAAUUAAUAGAAACUUAUAAUGAUUGGAAACAAGGAGAUUGGAUCAUAGCUAAUGCAGGAAACUCCCAAGUUAAUCAAUACCUUAUUCAAAUUGCGAAAAUUUACAGUAUCAACACUAUCUUAAUUAUCAGAUCGGGUAAACAAAAUGAAACAGAAUUGAAAAAUGAAUUGAAAAAAUUAGGUGCUACCUUAGUUUUCAAUGACGAAGAGAUUAAAGCACCAAAUUUUAUCAAAGAAUUACCGGAAUUAACCUCAAAUGGUAAUGUGAGGUUGGCCCUCAAUAGUGUUGGGGAUGAAACGGUGGCCAUAUUAAUCGAUGCUUUGUCUCAAGAUGGUACCUUGAUCACUUAUGGAGCUUCUGGUGGUAAUAAGAAAAUCUCCUAUGAUUCAACCGCUCAGUUAUUUAAAAACAUCACCACUAAAGCUUACUGGUUGACUAAAAAUACCAAGGCAAACCCUCAACUGAAAGUUGACACCAUUAACAAGUUAUUAAAACUUUAUCAAAACAAGGUUAUUCAAUCCCCAACUUUCAAUAAAGCCAAGUUCGACCAAUCUCAAGACUUGGCACAACUUGUAUUGCAUAGUAUCAGUUCUACGACUGGGAAACAAGUGAUUGUAUAUGAAUAA